UCAAGAUUAGGAACACGAUAGAUUGCAAACGCUGAAUUCCGUUUAGUAGAUUAACGCUAAAAUAUUAUCUAAAUAAAAGCUACAUUUUAAGCUACAUAUAAUUUUAAAAUUAUGUCGUUUUUUCGUUCUCGAUUACUUUUAGCGGUGCUGCUGGUUCUUGCGAGCACUGCAGCCGACGACCAGUUGAACGAAUGCGUGACUCCGCCGACGACGACAACGACGACGGAUGAACCUGAUCCACCGUGUAAUUGCGACGAUCUCUGCGGGGUAAUUGGCUUGGGCAACAGAGAGUCCGCUCAGGGAGUUCUGCAAGAGGACAGUGACAAAGAUGGCGAUCCGACGAUUUGCGCUAGCAGCCGGGAAAUGAAGCAUCGAACUUUUCACAGCGUCUGCCACAUGAUGUGCCACAAUAGCUGCACCACUUUUCGCCUCUUCCGCAUGAUGCGUGGUGAUAAGAAAGUUUCUUUUAUCGCCAGUUACAGAAACAAUUUUUACAAACUUCACGACGGUGCGUGCUAAAGAGUAUAUGCCACUUGAGCACCAAACACCGUCUCGUGCGCAAUCUGCUACGGCAAUAAAAGUAAAUGAAGAGAGGAAGGAAAAAGGAGACAAUCCGGGGCACGUAAAGAGCAAGCAACAGUAGAAAUCCCCAUCGCACGUGAGCGCGCGCCACCUCUCACGAAGACAGAUGCUCGAGCGGCGACGAGGACGAAGCAUUUAGCAAUCGUAUUCGUUCCUCUGCUCGAGAGAGGCGCGAGCCAACCAGGCUUGGCAAUUCUCAUUAACAAGCUGAGCUGGUGUGCGCGCGCCAAGCUCUCGGGAAUAAACAGCCAAUUAAAAUGGCAGAACGCGCAGGGCGCAAAUGACGUCCUUUCUCAAUUAGGCGAUACGGGGAAAUGCGCGAGGCACGCGGCAGCGACCCCCCGACCUCCGCUAUUCCGCUACUCGAGGAAUGCUACCUCGCGUGUGAGGCUCUUCAAGAAUUAGCCGCUUGUUGGAUAUUUGGCAGCAGCAGCAGCAGCAGCAGCUUGCAGCGAGCGACAUACGCUGCGCGCGCAAACUCGCUUGGGCGCUGCGCAAAGUUUUUGGUGCUGGAAAUUCGGCGGUGCUCUCAAAGGCGAUUAUUCAGGCGAUGCCAAAUAUUCAUUCCUCUGCGAGAGCAUUUCUGCGCGCGCCGACGUAUUUUGAUGAAUUUAUUCACAAGCUUGUAUUUCAUGUGCCCGACGCUGGCUACCUUCACUUUGUUGCUCACUUGUUGCUUCGUUAUAAUAAGUUGUGAGCUCGAAGAAAGUUUCGAAAAUUGUUCGAGAUAGAUCUUAUUCUGUUUGCGUUGCUCCGAUGUAACUUGAAUUUCAGUAGAGUUGCCUCCACGAGUUUGCGGGGCAUCGAACUUUUUGCUCAACUGUACUCGCGAAUGGUAUUUAUAAUAAAAUUUAUUAUGUAAGUAUGA
Molecule: messenger RNA, 1450 nt
Organism: Phymastichus coffea
Lineage: Eukaryota; Metazoa; Arthropoda; Insecta; Hymenoptera; Eulophidae
Exons: 3
Coding region: 112-519 (135 amino acids)
Source: RefSeq, a predicted model, not a curated record